CCGGUUACAAAAAUAAUGCCGCCACGACAAAGAGCGCUGCUUUUAUAUUUAUUAUUUAUUCGUUUUUCUUAACUCAAUGUGUCGUAAGACAUAUACAUACGGGCCAAAAAAAAUCGUGCAUUUUGUUUGCAAUUUUUGCACCAGAGAGGUUUCCACGGAGAAAGCCGCGUCCGUGUGCCCGUGGGCUGUUUCGUUCGUGGGUCGGAGCCGCGGCCCGCCCCGCCCAUGACGGAGCUGCACGUCCUGACGCUUUUCCACGUCGCAGUUGUGUCUCACCAGGCGAACCCGCUGCGCGUGUGUGUGUGUGUGUAUGCGUGUCUCCAGCUAGGCCAGAGAGUGAUGGCGGCGCCCGUCCUGAGAGUGUCCACCCCUCGGUGGGAAAGAAUAGCUCGGCUUCUCGUGUGCCUGCUGGGCAUACUGCUGUCCCUCUAUGCCUUUCACGUGGAGAGGGAAAAGGCGCGGGAGCCCGGUUAUGUGGCGAUGUGCGAUGUCAGCAGCUCCAUCAGCUGCUCCAAAGUGUUCAGCUCAAGGUGGGGUCGAGGAUUCGGACUCUUGGGCUCAAUUUUUGGAAAUGACAGCGCACUGAACCAACCCAACAGUGUCUACGGGAUUGUCUUUUAUGCCUUUCAGCUCCUUCUAGGAAUGACUGUCAGUGCAAUGGCCGCCCUUAUUCUCAUGACGACGUCCAUCUUGUCGGUGGUGGGUUCCCUCUACCUGGGCUACAUCCUCUACUUUGUCCUAAAGGACUUCUGCAUCAUCUGCAUCACCACAUAUGCGCUGAACUUCAUUCUCUUUAUUCUCAACUACAAGCGACUGGUUUACUUGAACGAGGCCUGGAAGCAGCAGCUCCAGGCUAAGCAGGACUAAGAUGCCAAGAGACGGCAAGAGAAAUACGACAAACAAACAAACAAACAAAAAAGAAAUGUGACCUCUGAACAUUUGACUUGCCACCAGGAGACCUUGCUUCCAAACAAUGUUUAUUCUGCUGUGUGUUCAAAAAAAAUGAAGAAAUUUAACUUAAAUGUUGGGCCUGACAUCUCAGUGUUGAAUGCAAACACGGAAGGAUUUGUAAGUGAAAGUGGAUUUUUUCUUUUAAUUUCUUUCUCCUCGUUUAACAUUGUACUCACUUAAGAACGGGGCUGGUUGUGUGGUGCGUGCAUGUGUGUGUGUGUGUGUGUGUAUGAAUGAAUGAAUGUAAGUAUGUAUGCAUCUGUGAGUGUGUGUGUGAGUGUGUGUGUGUGUAGGUGAUGGGCGGGGGGGGGGCACAACAAUCCAAGCAAGCAGAGGCAGACGGUCACAAUACACAACGAAGGAGGACAGCUUUCAUUUGAACAAAAAGGAUCGCUGAAUGGAAGAAAAAGCAGGACAUUAAAGCGGUUUACUUGAAAUGGUUAGAAGGCUCCUAUUACUGCACAGCGCAUCUGCACUAAAAGUUGGAGCCAAUUAAUGGGUCCCAAAAUUUGAAAAAAAAAACACUCAUUAGGUUCUCCUAAAAGUUCGCUGACACGGUUCUAUGGCAGAGCACGCAGAGGGCAACAAAAUGAAUGGUUGUUUUUUUUUUUUUUUUUUUUUUUUUCAUGUUUACACUUCGUUGGGGCGUUUCUUUUUUGAAGAGGACCACUAAAAUAAACACGAGACAAUGUGAGAUUUUGUGUGUAGAUCAGUCAGAUUGUUCGUUUUGCAAUUGUGUAAAUAGCUGCUGAGCAAUAUUCCAGGCUAGAUUGUGAUUUAGUGUCGAACACGAACCUCUUACGGAAAAAUCCAACACAACCGACAAAACAAAAGCAUCUGGAAUAAGAAGUUAAUCGAGGUCACGGUUGGGCGGACGAGUCUCGAGACGCUCUGGGGAUGUCUCCUGUCCCGUGCUCCUGGUCAGGCAUGCGGUUCGGGCUCGAGUUAACUUCUCUGUUGUAUACGUGGUUGUUUCAUCGAAAGCCACAGACACAAGUCUUUUAAACAGAACCGCCGGUUCUUUUCACCAAAUUUGCAUAAAGUCACCCUCACACUUUAUUUUUGUGUGUGUGAAAAGCAUUCCUGACCACCACACAGGUGGGAUCCAUAAAGACUUAUGUGCCUAAAGGAGUGUUAAGGUGAUGAAUUACCUUUCUUUCUUUUUUUUUUUUUGGGAGGGGGGGGGGGGUUGAGUAACGUCACAAUAACACCAGUUUUUUUUUUCCUCAUUGUUUCACUGUCACAGGUCCAAGGCUUUAUUUUUAUGAUCAUACUUUUGUAAAUUAAGAUACCACUGAAGUGUUUCUCCCUCCCUAACAAGAGUCUCAUGAGGUAGCAAAAGGCUGCUACACUGUGAUUGUCCGCUCACGGGUCGAGUGGUCUGGUGGCAGAGGCGUCUCUCAUGUCAUCGUUUCGGUUAAUGUUCGUCCGGCUUUCGUGUGCAUUUGAUGUCAACUGAACAGUAACGGUGAUCUUGUCAAGCUGAGUUACAGUUCAUUUGCAGGACGUGAUCAAAACUGUGAUGCUUUGCUGACGUGAAAGGUGGAAGCGUAACAACAUUCUGUAAGAAACUAAACAGUGUGUUAAGCCAUAUGUGGAGUUUGUGGGUUUUUUUUUUUUUUUUUGCUCCAGUAGUUUCAAGAGGUCGCUGAUGGUUUUCUGACACACCAAGUGGUCGCUCCGACACGACACAAGUGCUGAGCGGGGUCAUCCUCUCUUUUCCAUCCACAAUCCAAUGAUUAAAGUCUCCUACUUGUCAGAUGCAUGGUACACUAUCUUCCUGGCUUUAAGCGUAUGUUGGCCAUUGGACAAUCUUACACACGUAGUCAAACAUCCACACCGGUCGUAGUAAUAACUGUAAUGUCGUGAUUCAUCUGUGGUGAUAAACCGGCCUGUUAAUAGUUUCCCAUCACUGCUAGUCUGUGUGCCCCCUCACAUUUUAGUGGAAGUCUUGAGGUGAAGGUUGUUUAAGUAUUGAUGAUCGCAACGUAAUCUCAGUGAUGUGCUUCUGGUGGUCAAUAAUGAUUAUCAUCGGUUGUGAAUGGAAAUGGAAAAAGGUGAUGCCUGUGGUUUGUUUUGGAAAGUGAAAUUGUUUCGGUUCUUGCAUGUUGUGGCCAUUUAGUGCUCGUUGUGGAGGCUCUUCAGUGUCGUCCAUUUGCCAAAGCAAACCACGUAGUUAGAGAUUUUUCCAGCAUUUCAGACAGACAUUUCUUUCUCUGUGGGAUGGUCAUCACUCGGUUCGUCAGUAAUCAACUUGUCUUGUCCUUUUUUCUUAAGUUAAUAAUCUGAUCCUUAUUAACUAAAUAUGAAUAUAAUUUGACGGAUAAGAAUUAUUAAUGGUACUUUGUAAAUGUAAUGUAUGCAAACAACUUUAUGACUUCAUGAAGGGGCAAAACAAACAAACAAACAAAAAGAGUUUAUGCAGCUCAUUAUCUACAGUGUAACGUGGCUUUAUUCACUCUACAGAUUCUGACGUGUUUCACGAGUAACGGCAAUUUGUGCACACCCUUUCCAGCACAUUUCAGACCUGCAACCCCAUGGCUGCCUGGGUAGAAGAACUGAGUGGUUUGCUCUGGAAAAUGGACCCGAGUCUUGUUGAUUGGUGGAAAAAUGGCAGAUAUAUGCAAAAGCCAGUGUAGUGCUUCGACAAGGUGUGCAGUCAUCCAUAGGAGGAUUUUAAACGUUUGCAUUACUUGGUUGUAAGUCUUCUGUAAGCACUUCCGUAUCUGCAGUAUUGCCUGGUCGCGCUUACGUCAGGUUCCUUUUCAUCUCAGCAAGGAAUGAGAUCACCAACCACAAGGUUUUGUCUUUGUCCUUUUUUUCUGGGAAAUCUUAAUGCACUCUCAUGUAAGACAAGUCUCCUAUGGAUUCACUUGCACAGGUAAUUUUUUGUGUUUAAAGUCAGACUGACACGACUUGGUAUUUCCUUUUAUUUUUUUUUUUGCAGCAGCAAUUAUGUCCCGUGAGUAUUGAUGUAGAACUGACAAGUGUACGGUAGGUAGCCUAUCAUUACUUUCAUGAUUCCAGUCAGGUUCGAGCCUAUUACACUAGCUGUGUGACGUUAAUUUCAAGAAAUGAGAAAGGAAUUUGGAGGUUCAGUCAAAGGUUUGUGAAAUAUUUGGCUGGUAAAAGGAUCACUAUAUUGUGUACUGAUUUAAUGUUGAGAAAAGGUUGAAAUGAGAGGUACUGGGUUCUCACAAAUAUUCAUUUAGGCCCUGAGGUAUAACUGCCAUGUUAGUUGCAUCACCAAUGCCAAUAAAAGUGCCUUCUGUUUGAUCACUAGGCCUUGAGCCAAAGACGAGCAACGGUAAUAAAUAGCCUUGUAAAAAUUAAGAAUGGUAACUGCUACGGGCACUUCCGCUUGCCUUCCUUAAAAUGUAAUCCGCUGAAUUGGUAAUUCCCAAAGAUUCGACAUCCAGUUCAGAGCAAAAGUCCAUUUAGAAAUUGCCAGACAAAAUGCCCUGUCAAAAACUAUGGCCGUUCCUUUUCUUCCUUUCCUGAACUCCACUAUGUAAUUAUCAACUUUAUUUUGUUUAGCUAGGACAUGUUUGUUAGCUAAGAUUACACUUUGUUCCAAUGAUAAGAUUGUAAUGUUCUUUUUUUUUCAUCAAUAAUUAUGCCCUUUAGCUGUAUAGACUGUUAACAUCCUGGGUUAUUUUAGUAAAAAAACAAACGAAAAAAAAAACAACGUUGAGGGGUUGGAGGGCUAGGAAUCCAUGUGUCAGCAUAAAAUGUUUAUUAAAUUUCUUUGUGGAGGAAAACUUAACUGGGUUUGCUUCUGUAUUGCCAAAUAUGUUUUAAAAUGCUGUAUUUUCUUACAUGGAAAAGUGUUACGUGAAUGGUAGGAGGGUGCGAAAACAUAAUCUGUUUAAAUCCAGCUCACCUUAAGGGAAAAGUUGCGGAAAAGGUUGACAUGAAAACAUUUUUAAUUGUGUCAUUGUCAUGUGGAAAUGAUCUACCAUUAAACAUUCCCUCUGAAACUA
Molecule: messenger RNA, 4934 nt
Organism: Mugil cephalus (flathead mullet)
Lineage: Eukaryota; Metazoa; Chordata; Actinopteri; Mugiliformes; Mugilidae
Gene: vkorc1l1
Product: vitamin K epoxide reductase complex, subunit 1-like 1
Exons: 3
Coding region: 226-867 (213 amino acids)
Biological process (GO): peptidyl-glutamic acid carboxylation; vitamin K metabolic process
Molecular function (GO): vitamin-K-epoxide reductase (warfarin-sensitive) activity
Source: RefSeq, a predicted model, not a curated record